GCCUCCGCUAACUUUCCUCCCGGAGCAGUGAGCGACUAUGAGCUAACGCGGCUCCCUCGUCUCACUCCCGCGGGCUCCGCCGUGAAGUUGACGCGUCCGCGGAGCCGCCUCUCGGCUCCGUCCAAACCCGCCGCGGAGAAAACGCAGCUUUUCGAUGCGCCGCACACUUUUCGCCGCAUGUUCGACAACAGCGCCAUUUUCCGCUGCGAACUCCCGUCGGAAACGAGUCGCUCGACCCAACCUACAGCGACCGAGACGCGGCGUCGCUGGGUGCCGUUCUCUCCAAAGGGGAUUUGCUGAAUGAAACUUUAUCCGCGUUCCUCCCGAAGGACUGGACCCACGCGUGCGGGAGCCGUUUUUGCCCCAGACUUCCGCCGAGCAACGCGGGAUUAAGGAUGUUUGGUCACGUCAAGUUGCAGGGCGGGAGGUUAACGACGAUGUCAGGGGUCGCUGGUUUUGGAAAAUGAUCACUGGCAGCACCGACGGUAAAAUAAUGGUCAGACGAUGCCUAGUGACGUUCAAGCCAUUCAGGAUAUUCGUGGUGGGAAUAGGCUUCUUCAGCCUCUGCUUUCUAAUGACCUCCCUGGGGGGGCAAUUCUCAGCCAAGAGACUGGGGGACUCCCCGUUCACCAUCCGCACAGAAGUGCUGGGGGGCAUGGAGUCACGCGGCGUGCUGAGGAAGAUCAGUGACAUGCUGGAGGUGAUUCUGAAGCGGAUGGACAGCCUGUCCAAACUCGACAACACCUCCACCACAGAGGCGCGGCGUCUGGAUGAGCUCAGCUCGGCCAUCAACAGGUUUCAGCCAGCCGGACUGGUGGAGAGAAUCCAAGCCAUAGCCCAGAACGUCUCCAACAUGGCCAUCCGAGUGGAGCAGAUAUUACAGACCAGCAUGAUGCAAGGACGAGCAGUGAGAGACGGGACAUCGAGCCAGUGUGAUGUACCAAGGGACCCUCGCUUCCCAGAGUGCCCUGGGAAAGUAGACUGGAUGCGAGCACGCUGGACGUCGGACCCUUGCUAUGCCUUCUAUGGGGUUGAUGGGUCAGACUGUUCCUUCCUCAUUUACCUGAGCGAGGUGGAGUGGUUCUGCCCCCCACUGGCCUGGAGGAACCACAGCAGCCCUCCCACCCAGCAUGCCGAGCUGCCCAAGGCUCCCAAGAGGCAGGCUGCUUUCCGCACCAACCUCUCUGUGCUGCUGGACCAAGUCGGGUCGGGAAAGGAGUCUCUCAGCUUCAUGAAGCGCAGGAUCCGGCGACUCGCACAGCAGUGGGCGACAGCUGCCAACCGCCUAGACGCCAAGUUGGAGCAGCGAUGGAGGGACCAGAAGAAGAUCCUGGUCCACGUAGGCUUCCUGACCGAGGAGUCUGGAGACGUUUUCAGUCCAAAGGUGCUGAAGGGAGGUCCUCUGGGAGAGAUGGUCCAGUGGGCGGACAUCCUCACCGCCCUCCAUGUUCUGGGACAUAACCUCAAAAUCUCCAUGUCUGUCAAGGAGCUACAGGGGUUCCUCGGCGUGCCUCCAGGCAGAGGCAGUUGCCCACUCACUGGCCCGCUGCCCUUCGACCUCAUCUACACAGACUACCACGGCCUGCAGCAGAUGAAGCAGCACAUGGGGCUCUCGCUCAAGAAACACAAGUGUCACAUCCGCGUUAUCGACACCUUCGGCACCGAGCCGGCCUACAACCACGAGGAGUACGCCACCCUGCACGGCUACCGGACCAACUGGGGCUACUGGAACCUCAACGCCAGGCAGUACAUGACCAUGUUCCCUCACACGCCGGACAACUCCUUCAUGGGCUUCGUCUCGGAGGAGCUCAACGGCACGGAGAAGAGGAGCAUCCGGCAGAGCAAGGUCUCCAACAUGGCGGUCGUGUACGGGAAGGAGGCCAGCAUGUGGAAGGGUAAGGAAGGCUUCCUGCAGAUCCUCCACAGGUACAUGGAGGUGCACGGCACGGUGUACUACGAGACCCAGAGGCCUCCGGAGGUGCCCGCCUUCGUGAAGAACCACGGCCUGCUGCCUCAGCACGAGCUGCAGCAGCUGCUGCGCAAGGCCAAGCUCUUCAUCGGCUUCGGUUUCCCCUACGAGGGCCCGGCUCCUCUCGAGGCUAUAGCCAACGGCUGCAUCUUCCUCCAGCCCAGGUUCCGCCCACCUCACAGCUCACUGAAUCAUGAGUUUUUCCGAGGCAAGCCCACAUCUAGAGAGGUGUCGUCCCAGCACCCGUACGCGGAGCAGCACAUCGGCAGGCCGCACGUCAUGACAGUGGACUACAACAACUCCGUGGAGUUCGAGGCCGCCAUCAGGGACAUCAUGAGCACCCAGGUGGAGCCGUUUCUGCCUUACGAGUACACCUGUGAGGGGAUGCUGGAGCGGGUCCACGCCUACAUACAGCACCAGGACUUCUGCUCCCCAGAGCCUCCCUUCAUGCCAGCCAACGUCUCCAGACAGGGGCUCCUUGGCGGUGGCUUCACGGGGCCCCUGUUUGUGGCCCGGCCCAAUUCCACCGCCCUGGGCUGGGCGUCCAACGCGACGGCGCCCCCCGCCUGGCCCCCGCUCGCCUCCCUGCGGCUGCUCGUGUCUCAGGACGGCCAGUCGUGCGUGGAGGCGUGCCAGGCGGCCGCCUUGGUCUGCGAGCCCGCCCACUUCCGCUUCAUCAACAACAAGGAGGCCCUGCGUGGGUUGAAGGUGCAGUGCGAGGUCAUCGACUCCGAGGUCAACCACAUCCUGCCGGCCUUCUCGGUGGUGCGGCGCGAGUGCGGCCUCCAGCGGGAGCCUCUCCUCUUCAGCUGCGCCGGACACUCCCCCAAAUACAGGCGCCUGUGUCCCUGCAGGGACUUCCAGCGCGGCCAGGUGGCGCUGUGCCGGGACUGUCUGUAACUGCCCGACGGGUGGAGGGCGGUCACGGGCGGAUCCGAGACAGACUGGCAGGGGAGGAGCGAGGACGGUGGGCGGCAGCCGCGGGUCGGAGCGGGUCAGAGCGGCGCCGCCGAGUCCGGGCUUCGCCUCGGAACGGUGAACGCUGGAGGCGAACAGGCUUGGAGGGGUGUGAGGAGCUUAAAGUAGCGUCCAGGCUGAUUGUCAUUGACUGUAGUUGUUCAGGCAGCUGUUACUCAACAGGCUGGAGACGUUGUGUUCAACUACAGGUGGGAUGUUACAGGCCGGUUAUGAGCCACUAGCCAACAACCAUGAACCGGGAUGCUGAGGGGUCAUGUGAUUCACCACAUUUGCUUUUUGGACCAGCGUCAUAGAAAUAAUAAUUGGAAACUCUGUAUUUGGACUAAAGUGCCAUUCCGUGACAGAGUCUUCAAAUAUGGUGUCUUAAAGAAGGUAACCUCGGGUCAAUAUCCAAUCUCCUCCCUGCGCUCGCACAAAGGAUGAUGGACAACCAGGUUAUCUCCCUCGCUUUUAUUUGCCUCCUCCAAUGAUGGACAAAGUCAUUUAUCAGACCGAUCCUGAAGUCUGAGGCAACAUCGGUCAAUGCAAUCAUCUCUGGUCACAAAAUGAAAGGAGGUGGAGCACAGAGGACAAAGAUAAAGGGUAAAAGAUUAUUUUUCAAUAAAUAAGCCUUUAGAGCUUUCAACUGGAUUUUUAAAGUGUCCUCUGAGCUUUAUGAUGAAAAAAAAUCACCUAAUAAAAAACUGGAAUCAAA
Molecule: messenger RNA, 3641 nt
Organism: Betta splendens (Siamese fighting fish)
Lineage: Eukaryota; Metazoa; Chordata; Actinopteri; Anabantiformes; Osphronemidae
Product: alpha-1,6-mannosylglycoprotein 6-beta-N-acetylglucosaminyltransferase B-like
Exons: 17
Coding region: 464-2869 (801 amino acids)
Biological process (GO): protein N-linked glycosylation
Cellular component (GO): Golgi apparatus
Molecular function (GO): alpha-1,6-mannosylglycoprotein 6-beta-N-acetylglucosaminyltransferase activity
Source: RefSeq, a predicted model, not a curated record